CGCCUUGAAUUGUACCGCGUGAUCCACCCCUUUACUUACCGCGACGCGCGCCUCCCUCGGCCUCUAACUCCCGCCACAAGCCUAACCCUAAGCGCCCUUCACCAUGGAUCUCCCCGACGAGUUGCUCCACGAGGUCCUCCGGCGCGUCCCCCCGCGACGCCUCGCCGCCUGCCGGCGUGUCUGCAGGAACUGGCGGGACGCCAUAGACGGCCGCGGGUUGGUGCUGGAGCACCUCGCGCCGGGCCCUCUGCGCGGCAUCUUCGUCAACUUCUCCUACAACAAAAGGCACGGCUUCUUCUCCCGCGCCGCCACACCGCCGAUCGACGGUUCGCUCGGAUUCCUGCCGAACACAUCGCGGGCGUGGAGGGAGUGGAAUCGUCAUUGUAACAUCUCGGAUCACUGCAACGGCCUCAUCCUAUUCCGGAACGGAAGGGCCACGUACGUGUGCAACCCGUGGACACGGCGGUGGGCGAAGCUGCCGUGGCCGGCCGCAGGCUUCCCCCACGGUCGUCAGCACCUCGUGUUCGAUCCAACCUUGUCGGUGCACUACCGCGUGAUGUGCUUCCCCGGGGUGCCUAAAAGGCCAUCGCCACCCGUUUAUCCACCGCCUGCCAAGAAACCCCGCGGCAGAUAUUCGUUGGUGACCUGGAAUAGUACUUAUGUUGAGAACCUGCCCUUAUCUCUAAGGGAGAGCUACGAACAAGAAGUGGAGAGCAUGGGCUCGAUGGAGUGGCCGCCGUACUCGUAUGCCGUGCAGAUGUUCUCGUCGGCAACCGGCCAAUGGGAGGACAGGCACUUUGUCCGACAAGGCGAUGCAGUAACUACCGUGGCUGGGAUGUGGUCCAAUCCGCAGCUGGUUUCCGGUGUGCAUGGGCGCCACACCGGCGUGUGCUGGCAGGGAGCAUUCUACAUCGUACGUUUUGAUGGAUUCAUCAUGAGGUUUUCAUUGUUGGAGGACAAGUAUGUAACGAUCAAAACACCAACAUUGGCACAUAAAUUAGCAUCACAUACUAAUGACUACGGGUGUCAUAUUACGCCCUAUCUGUAUUUGGGGAAAUCCAAGCAGGGACUCUACCUCACAGCUCACGGGGGAUAUGAACUUCGGAUAUGGAUAAUGCACGGAGUAUCAGAGUCAUGUCAUAUGCCAGAAUGGGAGCUGAAGCAUCAAGUUGACUUCAAGCCCUCCUUUUCACGAUUCUACACCUCAAAUAACACCGGAAAGGAGGUUGAAUCAUGGAUUUUAGACAUUUCGGAGGAAGGAUUAAACGACAGAGUAGACCAGGGAUGGGACUCUGGAGAUGAUAGCAUCAUUGACACGGAGGGAGGGACUGGUAACAACCUGCAGGGCGAGACAAAGAAAUGCUAUGGUGUUCACUUGUUGGGAUAUCAUCCUUACAAGGAAAUUAUUUUCUUGGGAAACCGUUACAACGGGUUUGCUUACUACCUUGGAAGCUCCAAGUUGCAGUACUUGGGUAAACUUUACCCAGCACGUGAUACUCUUCUCAUCAUGAACUCAGAUAUCACCUCGUUUACCUAUACUCCAUGCAAGGAUGAUUUGCUUCCUGCUCAAAAUGAUCGAUGAGGACCAUAUAUUUCGUUUAAUUUGUAAUACUUGCAAGAGGCGUGUAAAUGGGACAUUAUAUGUUGGGAACCGAAGAUGUGUGCAACUUUAUGAAAUUCUGCCUUCAAGUGAAUAAUUUUGUUACUCCCUGAUCCAUAUCACCUGUUGCUAGAUUAGUACAACUUUGUACCGAA
Messenger RNA from Triticum aestivum (bread wheat), 1755 nucleotides. RefSeq lists its product as uncharacterized. Lineage: Eukaryota; Viridiplantae; Streptophyta; Magnoliopsida; Poales; Poaceae. Gene Ontology annotation, molecular function: protein binding. The transcript is spliced from 2 exons. The record is from RefSeq and is a predicted model, not a curated record. Bases 104 to 1582 code for a protein of 492 amino acids.